GGUGCUGAGGCCGCGUGAGAGGAAAAGAUGCUGGAACCACAGGAGAAUGGCUUGACUGACCUACCAGAUUAUGAGCAUGUAGAAGAUGAAACUUUUCCUCCUUUCCCACCUCCAGCUUCUCCAGAGAGAGAUGAUGAAGGAGCUGAACCUGAUGACGAGUCAGGAAGAGGAGCACCUGUUCCUGUGCCUCCAAGGAGAACAGUUAAAAGGAAUAUACCCAAGCUUGAUGCUCAGAGAUUGAUUUCAGAGAGAGGGCUUCCAGCAUUAAGACAUGUGUUUGAUAAGACAAAAUUUAAAGGUAAAGGUCAUGAGGCUGAAGACUUGAAGACGCUAAUCAGACACAUAGAGCACUGGGCACAUAGGCUAUUCCCUAAACUGCAAUUUGAGGAUUUUAUUGACAGAGUUGAAUACCUGGGAAAUAAAAAGGAAGUUCAGACCUGUUUAAAACGAAUUCGACUUGAUCUCCCUAUUUUACAUGAAGAUUUUAUUAGCAAUAAUGAUGAAGUAGGGGAAAAUAAUGACCAUGAUGUAACUGCUAUUGAAUUAGAUCCAUUUUUGACAAACUCAUCUGAAAAUGUGAUGUUUGCUUCUGAAUCAAGUAGAAGCCUAACUGAAGAGCAACAACAAAGAAUUCAGAGAAAUAAACAGCUGGCCUUGGAAAGAAGACAGGCAAAGCUACUGAGUAAUAGUCAGUCCUUAGAAAAUGACUUGUUAAUAAACACGUCCAGGACACAGACAGUUGAAGAUGUUAAUACGGGUGAGGAUCAAAACAAGGAGAAGUCAGAUGAACUUAACGAAGACAUUCUAGAUAAUCCACAUAAUGAUGCUGUUGCCAAUACUGUAAAUGAAGAGGAAUUAAAAAUAGAGAAACAACUGGACCAAUCCUUUCAAAUGUAUAGCAUUAACUUUAUGCUUCAUUCCAAAAAGUUACUGAAGUUGAAUAGGUCUCAACUAAGAGGAAAUUAAUUUGGUAUCCUCAAAGUUUGAGAUUACUAUAUAUUUUGUCUACUUUGAGUGAAAUCCUUAUGUAGUAAAACCUUUACAGAUUCCUGUUUAAAAUCUGGUAUUAUUUAUAAUUAUACUUGCUUCUUAUUAACUUUAGUUAAGUCUAUUUAUUUUCUUUAGUGUUGUACAGUGGGUCCUCGGGUUGUGUCGGAGAUCUGUUCUUACAGCGUGACGUAAUGUGAUU
This is a messenger RNA of Eptesicus fuscus (big brown bat), 1189 nucleotides long. Its product is annotated as TIMELESS-interacting protein-like. Lineage: Eukaryota; Metazoa; Chordata; Mammalia; Chiroptera; Vespertilionidae. Gene Ontology annotation, cellular component: nucleus; replication fork protection complex. The record is from RefSeq and is a predicted model, not a curated record. Gene Ontology annotation, biological process: replication fork arrest; DNA replication checkpoint signaling; DNA damage response. Gene Ontology annotation, molecular function: DNA binding.